Messenger RNA from Nannizzia gypsea CBS 118893, 2265 nucleotides. Its product is annotated as glycerol-3-phosphate O-acyltransferase 1. Lineage: Eukaryota; Fungi; Ascomycota; Eurotiomycetes; Onygenales; Arthrodermataceae. Gene Ontology annotation, cellular component: endoplasmic reticulum membrane. The record is from RefSeq and is a predicted model, not a curated record. The transcript is spliced from 4 exons. Bases 1 to 2265 code for a protein of 754 amino acids. Gene Ontology annotation, biological process: phospholipid biosynthetic process. Gene Ontology annotation, molecular function: glycerol-3-phosphate O-acyltransferase activity; glycerone-phosphate O-acyltransferase activity.
AUGGCGUCCGGGGACAAGGAGUACCGGCCGAUGGUCACUUGGAUGUACGACCUGAUCCUCUGGUUCCUGUCGCUGCUGGUCGACCUCUUCUUCCGCGAAGUGCAUCCUCGCGGCUCAUGGAAGGUCCCCAAGAGAGGGCCAGUGAUUCUGGUCGCUGCUCCUCAUGCCAAUCAGUUCGUGGACUCCCUGAUACUGAUGCGCGUUAUGCGCAUGGAACUUCACCGUCGAAUCGCCUUCCUCAUCGCUCAAAAGUCGUUCAAACGCCGUUUCGUCGGCUUACUUGCUCGAUUCACCGGCUCUGUACCCGUUACGCGAGCAAUGGACAACCUGAAGCCAGGGAAAGGAACCAUCUAUCUACCGGACCCAGUCAACAAUCCUACCCUUCUGCGUGGCCACGGAACAGACUUCACUUCCUCCGCUUUUGAAGUUGGAGGUACCAUAUCGUUGCCGUCUGUUGGUGGACGCUCGAGCAGUACAGAUAUCGGCGAGAUCAAGGGACCAGAGGAGAUUAUAUUGAAGAAACCGUUCAAGACUCAGCAGGCGCUGCAGCAGUUGACGGGACGAGACGACAUCGACGAAGAGUGCAACUUUAAAAAGGGCGCGGAUGGGAAGAGUCCGGCUGGCUUUCAGGGCUCGAGGUUCAAGGUCGCGCCGCAUGUUGACCAGACGCAGGUGUACAAUGCUGUCUUUGAAACUUUGAAUCAUGGAGGCUGUAUUGGUAUCUUCCCGGAGGGCGGAAGUCAUGAUCGUCCGGAUUUGUUGCCAUUGAAAGCUGGUGUUGCGCUGAUGGCACUUGGAGCCGUGGCUGCUAACCCUGACUGCGAUGUGACUAUUAUACCUGUUGGAAUGAACUACUUCCAUGCCCACAAGUUCCGGUCUCGGGCUGUCAUUGAAUUUGGAAACCCGGUCAAGGUGCCUCCGGAGCUGGUCAAGAUGUACAAGGAGGGCCAGAAGCGAGAGUCUGUAGGCACGCUGUUGGACACGAUAUACCAGGCCCUAGUCACCGUCACCGUCACAUCUCCUGACUACGAAUCACUCAUGGUCAUUCAAGCUGCGAGACGACUGUACAACCCUACAGGGAAGAAACUGCCCCUGCCGAUGGUUGUCGAGCUCAACCGUCGUCUGGCCAAGGGCUAUGCUCACUACAAGGACGAUCCCCGGAUCAUCAGCCUGAAGAAGUCUGUGCUGGACUAUAACAAGCAGCUCCGUAUCCUAGGCAUCCGAGACCACCAGGUCCAGUAUGCCAAAUUCUCCAUUUUCAAAGUCGUUGCCACUCUCAUCUACCGACUGGGCAAGCUGGUAGUCAUGGCUAUCGGCACCCUACCCGGCUUCGUCCUCUUCCUGCCCGUGUUCGUGGCCACCAAGCUUAUCUCUAUCAAAAAAUCCCGAGAGGCACUGGCGGCGUCCAGCGUGAAGAUCCAAGGCCGCGACGUGAUGGCUACCUGGAAGCUGCUCGUGGCCCUGGCCUUUGCGCCGCUGCUCUACACCUUCUACACCGUUCUGCUCACUUACUGGACCUACAGCCACCGGGUCUGGGGAUACGUGCCCGGCUGGGUCCCGCUCUGGACCAUCGUCCCGCUCGGCUUCUGGAUCUUCCCGUCCAUCACCUUUGCCGCUCUCCGAAUAGGAGAAAUCGGCAUGGACAUCCUCAAGUCUCUCCGUCCACUGGUCCUCUCUCUCAACCCAAGCUCAGCCAACACACUCGUCCGGCUCCGAGAACGACGGGCCGAGCUAUCCAUCCAAGUAACCGACCUAAUCAACACCUUGGGCCCAGAGAUGUUCCCUGACUUCGACUCCUCCCGCGUCGUCUCCAACCCCUUCAAGGACACCAUCUUCCGCGAGAACCUGCCGUCUUCCUCCCUCGAGUCCCUCGAGGACACCCACGAGACGGAAGAACCACUGGACGACUACGGCCGUCCACGAGUCAUCCACCGCUCGCACACCGAAUCCUCCAUGCAGGACCAGCUGCCUCGCAAUGAAUCCUUCCACGACCUCGCCAGCUUCGGCUUCUUCUCUACCCGGCCCUCCAGCCGCAGUCGCAGCCGCAGCAGCUCCAAUGGCGGCCUGAUAGGUUCCUCUGGCUUCCCGCUCAAGGAGUUCAGCACGCUCGACACGAAGGAGAGCUUCGACGAGGUGAGCAAGCGUAUCCGGGGCGCGAUGCGGGAGCGAGGCCGCCAACGACGGCGCAAGAGCGAGGACUCGAACAUGUGGGAAGCCGCCUCGGACUCUGGAUCUCCGUCUCCAGAGAACCGCAAGGACGUUUAA